This is a messenger RNA of Staurois parvus, 909 nucleotides long. The record is from the annotation of a GenBank genome assembly. Lineage: Eukaryota; Metazoa; Chordata; Amphibia; Anura; Ranidae.
GUGCGCCAGAGGUUUCCUGCAUGGCCGUGCCAAAGAGUAGUAUUUUGCAGUACAGCAUCGCCCUCUGAUGAUGUUUCUGUGAUUUACCAAAACGGGUUGCCUGUGAUAACCUUUACCCUCCCAUCACGGCGGGAACAAUGCAGAUUCACUCUAAAGCCUCUUUCAGAUACAGUAGGAGUAUUCCUUCAGCAGGUUCAAUCAGAAGACCGAGGAAUAGACAGGGUGGCAAUCUACUCCAUAGAUGGAGAACGUAUAUCCUCUUCCACAAGUAUAGAAGUUCUUCUAUUAGAUGAUUUUAAAUUGACUAUUAAUGAUAGAAGCUACCAUGUGCAGCCGCCAAAACGAGAACUUUUAAGCCAUGAAGAUGCAACAACAAUGAAUGACUUGAAGACCCUUGUACAGCAGCUGUACAGCUCUAUGCGAGUUGAAGAACACCAGCUUGACAAGGAACAAGAACUUUGUCGUCGGCUAGAGGUCCUUCGAGAGCAGCUGGAGCCUCUUGAAAAGGUUCGGCUUCAUAUUGCUCGACGAGCAGCAAAGAAGACAAGAUGGGCUCAAUGGGGAAUGUUAGCAUAUAUGUCUGUACAAUUUGGAGUCUUUGCUCGUUUGACAUGGUGGGAAUACUCCUGGGAUAUCAUGGAGCCGGUCACGUACUUUGUCACCUACGGCACAGGCAUUGCAGGAUGUGCCUAUUAUAUUCUAACAGGCAGGGAAUAUAUGUAUGCAGAUGCCAGUGAUAGACAGUUCUUACAUUUUUUCCAUAAAUCGGCCAAAAAAGAAAAAUUUGAUGUUAUAGAAUAUAAUCGACUCAAGGAUGCCAUUGCUCAGGCUGAGUUGGACCUUAAGAGGUUACGUGACCCCCUGCAGCUACAUCUUCCAAUCCAACAAAUUGAAGAUGCUAAGGAUUGA